AUGUCUGCAGAGAAUUUGCCGUGGGUGGAGAAGUACAGACCGCAAUGCCUAGACGACGUCUAUGGGCAGACGGAGACGGUGGGCACGAUUAGGAAGUUUGCCAAAGAGGGCCGAAUUCCGCAUCUGUUGUUCUACGGACCACCGGGGAGCGGCAAGACGUCUACGAUCAUUGCGCUAGCUAAGGAGUUGUACGGGAAGAACUACAAAAACAUGGUGCUCGAGCUGAACGCGUCGGACGACCGAGGUAUCGAUGUCGUGAGAGACCAGAUCAAGAACUUCGCCAGCACGAGACAGAUCUUCACAACCGGGUUCAAGCUGAUCAUCUUGGACGAGGCGGACGCGAUGACAAACGUGGCGCAGAAUGCGUUGAGACGGGUCAUCGAGAAGUUCACGAAGAACACGAGGUUCUGCAUCUUGGCAAACUACUCGAACAAGCUCAACCCGGCGUUGUUGUCCCGGUGCACCCGUUUCCGUUUUGCCCCGCUUUCCAACGACGCCGUGAGGGAGAGAGUCGAGUACGUGGCCAAGAUGGAGCACUUGCACAUCGAGGCGGAGGCCAAGGACACGCUGGUGUCGUUGAGCCACGGAGACAUGCGGAAGGCCUUGAACGUGCUGCAGGCGUGCCAGUCGGCCCUCGACAACCCGGGAACGGACGAGAUCGACUCGGACAUGAUCUACGACUGCAUCGGGGCACCGAAGCCACGGUCCAUAGAGACCAUCUUUGACGCCAUCGUGAAGAACGACUGGGCCGACGCGUUCAGCACAAUGAUCAAGAUUCGCCGGGUCGAGGGACUAGCGUUGAUCGACCUCAUCAACUCCUUCGUGGACGUCCUCGACAAGUACGAGCUCAAGCCGGCUACGAAGGCCAAGCUUCUCCAGGGCCUUGCAGACAUCGAGUACGGCAUCUCCAAAGGCGGCAACGACAACAUCCAGAGCACUGCUGUCAUAGGGUGCAUUAAGGACGCCCUGGAGUGCGAGGCCUGA
Molecule: messenger RNA, 984 nt
Organism: Pichia membranifaciens NRRL Y-2026
Lineage: Eukaryota; Fungi; Ascomycota; Pichiomycetes; Pichiales; Pichiaceae
Exons: 1
Coding region: 1-984 (327 amino acids)
Biological process (GO): DNA repair; DNA-templated DNA replication
Cellular component (GO): Rad17 RFC-like complex; DNA replication factor C complex; nucleus
Molecular function (GO): ATP hydrolysis activity; DNA clamp loader activity; ATP binding
Source: RefSeq, a predicted model, not a curated record